AAUACAGCAUUUCUGCAGCUGCCAUUGCCAUCUUCAGCAUGGGCUUUUCCAUCAUUGGAACCAUUUUUGUCCUCUUAUCCUUCCGGAAGAAGAUGGAUUACCUCUUGAGGCCAGCUGCCAUGUUCUAUACCUUUGCAGGCCUGUGUAUCAUCAUAUCUGUGGAAGUUAUGAGGCAAUCGGUCAAAAAGAUGGUCGCGAGCGAUGACACAGACUGGAUAGACUACUACUACUCCUGGUCCUUUGCCUGUGCCUGUGCCUCUUUCGUCCUGCUGUUCCUCUGUGGAGUGGCGCUUCUGCUCAUCUCCUUGCCUCGCAUGCCACAGAACCCAUGGGAGACUUGCAUGGAUGCCGAGCCAGAGCAUUAA
Thamnophis sirtalis is the source of this 365-nucleotide messenger RNA. The record is from RefSeq and is a predicted model, not a curated record. Lineage: Eukaryota; Metazoa; Chordata; Lepidosauria; Squamata; Natricidae.